This is a messenger RNA of Penicillium canariense, 1053 nucleotides long. Its product is annotated as RPC34 RNA polymerase subunit family protein. NCBI's taxonomy places the organism in Eukaryota, Fungi, Ascomycota, Eurotiomycetes, Eurotiales, Aspergillaceae. Gene Ontology annotation, biological process: transcription by RNA polymerase III. The record is from RefSeq and is a predicted model, not a curated record. The transcript is spliced from 2 exons. Gene Ontology annotation, cellular component: RNA polymerase III complex. The coding region runs from base 1 to 1053 and encodes 350 amino acids.
AUGGGGUCUCGUGUCACCGAGGUCGCCUCGCGGCUCUACGACGCCUGCCUCGAGAGGUUCGACACCGACCAUCUGUUCUACCAGCAAGACCUGCUCGCUCUCGACGUCAUCCCACAAGGUGAAAUCGAUCUGCUGCUGAAAUGCGCCCAGGCGCUGGUCGAUCAAAAAUUGUUCCGACUCCACCAAGGCGCAAAUAACCGCCUCGCCUGGAAGCUCAUUUCUCGCGAUGAUGCCGAGAAACUUCAGAACCUCAGCCCCGACGAGAGCUUAGUGUACAAUGUCAUCCACUCAAGUGGCCGCUCAGGCGUCUGGGUGCGCUCAAUACAAUCACGCACAAACCUGCACAAGUCCAUCCUCGACCGUUGCGUGAAAUCUCUCGAGAGCAAGAACUACAUCAAGAGCGUCCACAAUGUUAAGUACCCGACCCGAAAGAUGUACAUGCUCGCGGGCCUGGCCCCGAGCGAGGACAUCACCGGAGGUGCCUGGUUCACGGACGGUGUCCUCGAUGCCAACUUCAUUAACAGUGUCGCGGGCUACAUCGAAUACACCGUCAGCCGACGCAGCUGGUACGAAGUCCCCGCCGCCGACCGCGGCCGCAGCAAGCGGAUCAAGACCGCCACCGGCAAGGCGGAGGUAAAGUCUGAGUCAGAGAAGACAUACCUUCCCUACCCUGCCAAUUACCCGGGCUACCCGACGGUCGACAUGAUCACCAACGCGGUCAACCAGAGCGGCAUCACGCCCGUGCGCUUGGGCGAAGACAGCAUCAUCCAGCUGCUUCAGAUGCUCUGCUUCGACAAGAAACUCGUCUCGCUGAACAACGGCACUUCCUAUAAGUCCGUCAAGAACCCCGAGAUCGUCAAAGCAAGCCAGUCGCGCAAGCCAGCUGCGGAGGAGGAAAUGGCUUCGCCUCUUCACGGCUUGGGCAAGAAUGGAAUGACUGAAUCGCCAUGCGGAUCGUGCCCUAAUAUCCGUCUCUGCUCACCCGGUGCUGCCAUCAGCCCGGAGACCUGUGAAUAUUUUGACCCAUGGUACGAGAAGGUGCUCGGGUUUUGA